Paramecium sonneborni is the source of this 385-nucleotide messenger RNA. Lineage: Eukaryota; Ciliophora; Oligohymenophorea; Peniculida; Parameciidae. The record is from the annotation of a GenBank genome assembly.
GAUGGGGAUUAUGAUAGAAAUUAAUUGGUAGAAGAAGAUUCAGUAUGAAAAUUAAUGGAAAAAUAAUUUUGCUUAGGGAGAAGGUAAAUUACUAUAUGCAGAUAGAGAUGAAUAUGAAAGAGAAGAGUAAAGAGGUUAAACAGAUGAUUUUGGUAUUUAUUUGUAGAUUAAUUGGGCAUGUUAUGAAGAUUAAUGGAAAAAUGACUACCGGAUUAGGUAUAGAAAUAUGGAAUGAUGGCUCUAAAUAUGAAGGAAAAUAUAAGUCAUCUUUUAUUUACUGACGGAUCAUGAUAUGUUGGAUAAAUUUUUGAAAAAUAAAUAUAUGGAGAUGGGGUAUAUAUUUUGUUUGAUGGUAAAUCAUAUAAUGGUUAAUGGAAAAAUAAUA